Messenger RNA from Drosophila melanogaster (fruit fly), 866 nucleotides. It is a transcript of the gene COX7AL2, whose product is annotated as cytochrome c oxidase subunit 7A-like 2. The coding region runs from base 631 to 819 and encodes 62 amino acids. The transcript has 3 exons. Lineage: Eukaryota; Metazoa; Arthropoda; Insecta; Diptera; Drosophilidae. Gene Ontology annotation, cellular component: respiratory chain complex IV; mitochondrial inner membrane. Gene Ontology annotation, biological process: mitochondrial electron transport, cytochrome c to oxygen. The record is from RefSeq and is marked reviewed.
CGGGAGCGCCAGCCAGAACAGCAACUACAACAACAACCAACAACCACAACGACCACUAAGAACGAUAAAACAAACACAGAAACAAACAGGAGAAGCAACAACAACGCGAGCCAAGAGAACACACACACCAAGCACACCACUGCUAAAUCUGAAAAGCAAAAACAAGGUGGGUGGUGCGCGAGAAAGAGCCGGUAAGGGGGCGGUGGGUCGGGGCUGCCUGUCUCGCUCGCACUCGCACGACAUUGACUUUGAAACACAUUUGACAGCCCCAGGCAGAAGAAGAAGAACAACAACUCGUGAUCGUGAUCACGACAAAACAAACCCGAAGCAGCAACACCGAGAUAACCAACAUGCAGACCAAAACUAUAAACAACAGCAAUUUGUUCAGUUCUCAUCAGAAGUGAUAAAUUUGAUUAUAAAAAAAAUAUACUUAAUUUAAUCUAAAUUCGAAAUCUAUUUAAAAAUUACUGGCACUUAAAGUACUAUUUGACUAUAUUACACAACAUAUGAUUUGCAGAAUAAUAUAAUCAAAAAAGCUAUGAGAUAGCUAUUUUCCCGCUCACUGCGCGCCAUCUCCGAUUGCCCAAUCAUGUGCUCCCGCCAGCAGUUACAUAAGAGACCUAGGCAAAAAUGGCUCUACCCGAUGGACUUUCCAACAAAAUGAAGGUUUUCCAGGCCGUUAACGAGCUGCCCGUUUUUCUGAAAGGCGGACCUGCGGAUAAGAUUUUAUUUGGCAUUACGGCUGGACUGUGUGGCCUUGGCAUUGUUAGCUUUGUCCACCUGGUCUACACAAUGGGAUUCGCCAAAAAGAAGGCCUAAGUUAUGUGUUUAAAUACUUUUUCGAUUAAAGAGAAACUAAUGUAAUU